AUGAAGAGACCUGCUUUGAACCACCCAUCUCAAGAUAAGCUCAAGCACCCCACGCUUGAAAACGAGAAGGUUAAAUUGCUAUUUAAUCCCAAAAUAUGGGAUGAUAGGUAUAGAGAGAGUUUGAAAUAUAGUGUGGCCAACAAUAAACCAUAUAACUGGGGGUUUAUUGACAAUUUAGUCCAACCUGAGCUACUACGCGCUGUUCGUAAGGAAAUUGAAGCUGAAAUUCAUUUUACUAAGAAGGAAACCGAUAUUUAUAAAGUCAACCAAAGUGGCGAUUUGGCGAACUUAUCAGGUCUUAACUGGGAUGAUUUGUCUAGACUACCAAACUUGUAUAAGUUGCGUGAAAUAUUGUACUCAGAAAUAUAUCGUGAUUUUAUAGGGUAUGUCGCAGGAGCUGGAAAAUUAUCUGGUACUAAAAUGGAUAUGAGUAUUAAUACCUACACUAAAGGGUGCCACUUACUUACUCAUGAUGAUGUUAUUGGGUCCAGAAGAGUGAGCUUUAUUCUUUAUCUUCCAGAUCCAGAUAAAAAGUGGAAGGAACAUUAUGGUGGUGGGUUGCGUUUGUUUCCCAGUAUUAUCAAAAAUAUUCCUCACAGCGAUCACAGCGCCAAGUUGGUACCGCAAUUCAACCAAUUAGCCUUUUUCCAUGUUCAACCGGGCUUUUCUUUCCAUGAUGUCGAGGAAGUGAAGGUUGACAAACACCGUUUGUCUAUCCAGGGUUGGUAUCACAUACCUCAAGUUGGCGAAGAUGGGUAUGUUGCGGGCGAAGAAGAAGAAUACGUUAAUAGCAACAUCAGCACUUUAGCACAAUUAGAAUCUAAGCUGCUGGAAGAUUAUGAGUUUCCUAAGGCAGAAAGGAUUAUGCUGCCUCAACAUCAAUUGAAGCAUUUAGAUAAGGUAUUGCUUGCAAAUUCAGAGCAUGUUUCCUCGAACGACGCUCCACAUGAUGGUGCCAUAAGUGAGCAACCAUUUCUUACGAAUGAAGAAUUUGACUACCUUGCUAAGUACAUAUCAGAGGAUUAUCUCACGAGUGAUGGCUUGGCAACCUUGAGGGAAAAGUUUACGGAAAACUCGUACUUGCAAUUGGAUUCAUUCUUAAAUGAAGACAAGUCUAAGUUAUUCAAGAAACUCAUCAAACAUGACGAACUGAAUAAGGAGUGCCCAUAUAAGGCUCUAGAGGUGAAGCGCCCUUGGAAAACUGCGAUACCCCCACAUAAGUGGAGAUACAUGUACAUAGAUGGCAAAUCGCAUGAAGCUUUCCGAACCGAUGCCGAUAUUCUACACUGCUUGAACAAUGAAGAGCUUCCAAACUUCCAAUUAGUAAGAGAGACAAUGCCAGAAGCACUAACUACAGAACUUGAGCUGAUUGCUCUUGUGGAAUUUUUUAAAACUCUAACCUUCAAGAAGUAUUUGAUUUUGUUAACCGGAUUAUGCCCACUUACUGAGCAAAUGUUAAUAAGAAGAUUUAGGCCAGGUCAUGACUUUACUUUAGCUACACAAAUAUCCCUCAAUGAUUUGUUGAAGUCUACACCAGGAUUUAUUGACGCAAUUCUAGAAGGCACUUUGUCUCUAACCCCAAGUGACGGUUGGGAAUCUGGCGAAAUAGGAGGCUACGAAUUAUAUAUGAGCAACCAAGAUGACGAAGAUUUAGACAGGGAUGUAGAAGAUGCCGCAGUUUACAAGACUGAUGAUACAGGAGAUGCGGUAUUAAUUAACAAACCAGCAUCAUGGAACUCGCUGUGUUUGGUACUAAGAGACCAAUCUGUUUUGCAAUUCGUUAAAUACGUGAGUUGGUCGGCUAAGUCUAGUAGAUGGGAUAUUUCAAUGCAAUGGGAUGUGAAGGCAGCAGAUGAUAAUGACAGCGAUAAGGUACAGAGUGGCUAG
Eremothecium sinecaudum is the source of this 1887-nucleotide messenger RNA. RefSeq names its product oxidative DNA demethylase (gene TPA1). The transcript has a single exon. Gene Ontology annotation, molecular function: peptidyl-proline dioxygenase activity; L-ascorbic acid binding; iron ion binding. NCBI's taxonomy places the organism in Eukaryota, Fungi, Ascomycota, Saccharomycetes, Saccharomycetales, Saccharomycetaceae. The record is from RefSeq and is a predicted model, not a curated record. The coding region runs from base 1 to 1887 and encodes 628 amino acids. Gene Ontology annotation, cellular component: cytoplasm. Gene Ontology annotation, biological process: regulation of translational termination; peptidyl-proline hydroxylation.